Molecule: messenger RNA, 4375 nt
Organism: Varroa destructor (honeybee mite)
Lineage: Eukaryota; Metazoa; Arthropoda; Arachnida; Mesostigmata; Varroidae
Product: polycomb protein suz12-A-like
Cellular component (GO): nucleus; RSC-type complex; ESC/E(Z) complex
Molecular function (GO): chromatin DNA binding
Source: RefSeq, a predicted model, not a curated record
CGGCACACCUGCCUGCAGCAGCAGCAGCAGUUUGACUUGUGCGAGGCGCAGGGGCAGUAGUACAGAGUUGGUUGAGGUGCUGCAGCGUGCGAUCACGGUCGCCGCGGCCAAUCGUUUUGCCAUUGGCCGCCUCCGCCGCUGCCGCCGUCACCGUCGUUUCCGUUGAUUUGUCUCACUUAGUGUGCUGUCCCUUAUCUGAGUCCCUGUCGAGAGCGUUGUAUGAGCCAUUUUUCCCUUGUGUAUGUGUGUGCAUGCUGAUUAUUUAACUCUGUCCCCUGGUUCACUCGCACUAUUCGUCCUGGCCAGUUAUUCAUCGAUCUGUCGUCUAUCGCCGUGCUUCAUAGCACAACUGUAGUUGGAGUGAAUCAACGAGCAGUGAACCCAGUUAGUUCCGCACACGAUGUAGCGAUUCCGUGCCGCAAUACUAAUAACGACAACAACGGAGCAACAGCAGCAGUAAAGUUUCAUAACUUGCUCACAAGGGAGCAGUAGAUAACCGUCGUGUGAGGAGUGAAAACUGUACUCCCACUGUUGCGGCUGCUGCUUGCUGACAGCGAGAGCAGCAGCUGCUGCUGCUGCUGCUGCUGCUCUUGGCGGUGUUGCCUCCGAACAGUUGCUGUUAUGUUCCGCAAGUGCUGGUAUGGUAUGGAGUAGAUAGGGAAGCGGCACAUGGGCAGAUCUGUUCUAGUGUAGAAAAUUGAUGCAGCAUUAUCACCGCUGUGCAAAUCGGUGGAUUUUUCCUCGCUGUCUAUCUGCGUGCGCUUGUGAACGUCCGUAUUCUGUGAGUUGCUUCGUUCGUGUGCUGCCAAUCCGUUGAGACUUGGCGCACACUUGGAGUGACUUGUUAUGGCGCCGAGGAAAUCGGAUGGACGAUCUGGGGGGGCGCGGCCGGUGGAACGCGCGUCUACCUCUAAUUUUACCACUACUACCACCGGCGCCACUACAACAACUGCCUCCUCCAUCACCCCCGUCAACAGCAGCAGCAGCAGCAGCGGCAACAACACUGGAACCUCCGUCGGAGCUGGAACUACACCCGUCACUGCUGCUGCUGAGACGAAUAAUAAUAAUAGUAAUAAUAACACUAGUGGCUGUAGCAGCAGCAAUGCAUCUAAUGGAAGAAAAGUUCCAGCGGAACAACUUACAGAGCAUCAGCUAUUUCUACAGGCAUUUGAAAAGCCAACGCAGAUCUACAGAUACCUUCGAACGCGGCACAUGGUGUUGCCACUCUUCUUACAACGGAGUUUAACUUACAUGCCGAAAAGCCCGUCAAUGCCAACGCAAGGUUCUGGUGCUCAGAGCCCGAUGUCCGCUCGAGAGAAGAGGGAGCAAUUUCGAGUAGAUACUUUACUAGACCGAGCGUUACAACGGAAAUUGCCCACCCUUGGACCUCUUCGACUUCAAUUGGGAGGCGUCCGCGAUGGAUCAGCAAUUCAGGAUAGUGUUGAACUUAACAUGGCAGUGGUCAAAGCAAAUAACUCGAAGACAGGCCAUGUAGCAAAGGUUUUCACGCACUCCUGUAUCGUACGCCGAAACCAGUCCGCAGCAUCUGGCGAAGUCACUAUUCCCGAAGAAGCAUUUCACCCGCUUCAAGACCCGUCGAAGCGCUGUGUAUUUACAUUAUUGUUUGUGCUAUCUCUUCGUCAACCACAAAAUAGCCUUUUAAACAAGACGCACACGGGCAAGAAUUCGAUCGACUCAGAUGACCAGUCUGAUUCGGAAGCCACCGACACUGAAAGUUCGCUGGAAAGCACCCCAAAAAGAAGCUGUGUCAUGUUAACACUUACCGGAGAAUUAGUGAUUUACGAUGAGACGGGGCAGUGCCAACUAGCUGAGGGCGAUUAUAAAAUUUUACUACGAGAGCAUGUCCCUCAGAAUAUUACUUCCACACACUGGGUCACAGUGCCGGCUAACACCGCCUUAAAGGCACUUCCUCACGAGAUUCCAUCCCUUGAAUUGAAUCUAUCGUGGGGAAAUGAUGACAUACGUAAACAAUGCCAACCCUCAAAGGAUCGACGAGAGGUCAAAAAGGAAACGGUGGCUCAAUCACCUGUCGUUCAGGAGCGUCGGCAAACGCACGUAUAUUACCAAUUCAUCUUUCAAAGCAAUAGCCGGCAAAUCACCGAGGCGCGAGGAGAUCUGCGUUGCCCAUGGUGCUAUGUCGACUGUCGUAGACUCUACUCACUACUCAAGCACUUGAAGCUUUGUCACUCGCGGUUCAAUUUCAACUAUACGCCAUAUCGGGGAGGUGCCAAGAUCGAUGUGUCAGUAAACGACGCAUACGACGGAAGCUACAUGGGUAACCCGCAACGAUUGGUAAGACGUGGACCAAAUGGCGGAUCUCAAUUUCCACUACGGCGUACACCUAUCACGUACUUCAUGGUGUGCCGCCCACAACGACCUCUUCCGACGUUGUCCGAGUUUCUACAAGACUACCAAGAAGAGCUCGGUCUAGGUCUAAGCGGUGGCGGGCUAAAAAUGGGCGCUACGGUUGGUCACAAUCGCGCAUACUUCCAUUCGCACACGUGUAUGCCGAUUAAGCCCGAGGAGUUCGAUUAUGAUAGCGAGAGGGAAAAUGAUCCACCAUGGCUGCGUGAAAAAACUCAGCGUAUGCUGGACGAGUUCACUGACGUGAAUGAUGGUGAGAAGCUUCUCAUGAAAAUGUGGAAUCUUCAUGUCAUGCGAAUGGGCACCGUGGCGGACUGCCACGUACCCCAUGCCGUCGCUACCUUUAUAGAGAAACAUGGUGCUGCCAUAAUGGCGCAACAUCUUUACAGGAACUUGCUGCUGCAUUUAGCAAAUUUGCUCGAAUUUGGCCUAGUUUCAUCGUCCGAGCUAUAUACGAGUGCUCGUCGGUUGCAGUUAUUUGCACCGAAACAUUUCUUUUCAAGCAAACAGCAGCAACAGCUACAUGCGACUAUCAUCACAGGAACGUCAGCAAGCUUAACAACUGUAAAUGGCUCCCGAGGGUCUAUUCUGGACGGCCCAGCGUCUGCCGGUGGCCAAUCUGGUGGCAAAUAAAGCCAAGAACAGAAUUUAUAAUAAUGUUGUUGGUAAAUGAAUGUUGUCAGUGGACGGGACAUACAGAAACUGGAAACUAGGUGUAUUUACUGUACAUCAAAGCGUCAUCUAGAAACCUAAUGAAUCCAUGUAAUGUUGAAGAUACGAUAUGAAACGAACUUUCGAAACCAGCAAGCCACUUUCGUUCAAAAAAAGAUGGUUUCAAGGAGAAUUUAUCCAAUGAAAUUAACAACAAGUUGUAAAUGGUACCCGCGUGCGCAAACGAAGUAUGUGAUUCUCUGAAUGCAGCCCAUAACUGUAUUGGAUUAGUCACGUUAAAACCAAUAUAGGGUCAGUAAGUAAUCGAUGAAGAUUAUCAAUAUACUCAACAUAUUAUAGAGUAUAUACGCCAUGAUUAUUGUUGUUAUUAUUAAGAACUGGCGAAAAAAAUUGGCAAAAUUAAGUUUUCAAGGUAACAUAAAAUUGCGAAAAUUCUGUAGGCAAGCCCAACGAAACACGAUCAAACAAGCACGCCACUGCUGUUACCGAUUACCAUCAAGCAGCAUUACUAUUAAUAUAAAAGGGAGAGAGACAAGGAAUCUGAUUAUUCUUUCAGGUUUAUACAGUAUCAUAUCAACGGUGAAAUGAAUCAGCUAUUGAAAUAAAAAAAUGGAAACAACUGCCCUCGACAAAAAAAACUUGAAGUUAACAACGAUUGAUUGACGCACAUAAAAGAAAAGCCAAUGAUUGCUAUUAUACUUGCCUGUGUGUAUGCGGUUUUUGUGCAAAGAUUAGUUUUACCGUUUGUUCACGUUGAACCUGGUAUUCUUAAAAUCUUAGAUAUGUAUACAAAAAGAUUAUGCGUAACAUCAAAAUUUAAAGGAUCAUGUGUCUCCGAUUUCACAUUUAAAAGCCCCACAACCGGCCUCUGGCACUAUAUACUUGUACAGUUAUUACAACACUUAACACAACAGUCCAGUGAGCACACAAGUGAUUUACUGACUUAGGGCGUUGGAGUUAACGGAAUGCUGCAAAUCGUGUCUGAAUGGAAGGAAUACUGUGAAUAGGCGAUAAUGGAUUUGCAUGGGUGAGAGUUUGAAAAACUCGUAAAAGUGACAGAGAGAGAGAGGAGAGGCAGUGAGUCGGAAACGUGCGUGUGAGAGGGUAAGCUCGUCUCCUGUUAAUUGUAUAUAAGAAACACUAUUGUAAACUUUAGUUAGAUUAUAAAUUAAUAAUAAGGUGACUUGAUUGAUUAAUGUGCGAUCUGACGCCAUUCGUUAAAAAAAAAUAAGUUGAUGGUGAGUACAUAAAAAAAGUUAUUCGUUCGAGGGUGAAGAAUAAAGUUGACAGGAAGAAACUAAUAAGCGGAUAAACUUAA